CAGUCUCCUCUCCCAGGAAGGUUUAAAGGAGGUUCUUCAACAAUUGGAAUGCCACUUUACAUGGAUGUUGCAGAAGGAGGAUAUCGAUCCCGAUGAAUUGGAGGAAAGAAUUGUUGAGCAGAUCCAGUUCUUAAGCAGCAAAUCCAAAGUUCAAAAUUACAACCUGCUCACCUACGUGAAAUUCCUGAAUGAUAAGAAGGACGAAGCACUGGAAUACUUACAGAAAGCGGAAGAGGCUGUGCCCGUAGAGUACCCUGGGGAAGUGGAAAAGGAAAGCCUGGUUACGUGGGGCAACUACGCCUGGGUGCACUACCACAUGGACAAUCUUACUGAAUCCCAAGCCUACGUGAAGAAAAUAGAGAGCAUCUGCAAGCAACCUGGAAGUGAGUCUCCUUAUAAGAUGGAGCUCCCACAGAUC
Molecule: messenger RNA, 418 nt
Organism: Python bivittatus (Burmese python)
Lineage: Eukaryota; Metazoa; Chordata; Lepidosauria; Squamata; Pythonidae
Source: RefSeq, a predicted model, not a curated record